This is a messenger RNA of Aspergillus calidoustus, 792 nucleotides long. NCBI's taxonomy places the organism in Eukaryota, Fungi, Ascomycota, Eurotiomycetes, Eurotiales, Aspergillaceae. The record is from the annotation of a GenBank genome assembly.
AUGAGCACAGUGGAAGACCCCGUCCUCGCCAAACCGGCCGAGCUCUGCUGCCUCCGGGGCUCCAUCCACUCCGGAGAGCCAGCGGGCGGAGUUGUCCAGAUUGGAGGCGUCGAUACCUAUGUCGCGACGCCAGACGUAGGCGUGUCGAACGGGCACGUCCUCCUGUUCUUCCCGGAUGCUUUUGGCCUGCACAUCAACAAUUUCCUCACGAUGGAUGCGUUCGCCGCGUGCGGCUAUUUGACGCUGGGCGUGGAUUAUUUUGCUGGGGACCCUAUUUGGAAACAUUCGCAAAACCCCUUGGAUGAUCCAGACUUUGACUUUCAGGGCUGGAAGAACAAACAUAUGGCGUCUACCGAUAGCAUCGCUGCGAAAUGGGUCAAAGACGUCGAAUCACGAUACGGGAGAGAUGGGCAGGUCAAAUUUGUUGCCGCAGGGCAUUGCUGGGGCGCUCGGUUCGUGUGUACGCAACUGUCCACAGACGGAAUCUGCAAAGCCGGAGCAAUCGCCCAUCCAUCUUUUAUGAACGAAAGCCAUGUCCGCAAUAUCGACGCGCCCAUUCUGUUCUCCGUCGCGAAUGUAGACGGCCUUUUCAUGGCCGAGCAACGCAGCAGGGCCGUGGAGAUUCUGACACAGGGGAAGAAACAGUUCAACAUGCAGGUUUUCUCUGAUGUUGGGCAUGGAUUUGCGUCGCGGGCAUUUUUGUCCGAUCCGUACGAGAAAUGGGCCAAGGAGGCUUCGUUUAAGAGUUUUGUCGACUGGUUCGACUUUUGGCUUGAGGCUGCGGGAAACUAG